GCCCGUUGAGCGUUGACUGAAAAGAGUCGAGGGGAGAGGAAUCACAAAAGAGCAGAAGCACUGGCGUUACACGUGUGCUAUGUUUAUCCGUUCAGUAAUAGUCUGUUUUUUCUUCCAAGAGCUCAUUUCAUCCUCUGUGUUAGCGGAUCCUUUGGUAGAAGCGUUUGAUGUAGCUGUGCGUGAUGCAAAGCGACUACUGGUUAUUUUCACUAAGGAAUGCUGCGACUGUGAAGACUGCGUGGAGGCAGAAGCGAUAAUAACAGCCAAAACACCGGAGCUCGAAGAUGACUUCGGAAUAUCUACGUUUAAAGUGACAAGUGGCGUAGACCUGGAAAGUCGGUAUGGCAUUACAUCCCGUCCCAGCCUAUUAUUCUUCAGGGACAAAAUACCAGCACUCUACGACGGACCUAUCCACCCUGACCAUAUUAUGGAAUGGCUACACCAGAGUCUGGAGCCUGGAGUUAAAUCGCUAAAUGACCAAACAUUUGAACACCUGACACAAGCAGCAACUGGAGCUACAACUGGAAAUUGGCUCGUUGUGUUUUUUAGGUAUUCGUGCCCCAAGGGAAAUAUAUUGAGACCAGUCCUUGAGGGUUUGUCACCAAAGAUCAAGUUGCAGACCAAUGUGGCCACAGUAGACAUUGAGACAAACCCAGAGCUUGUGGAGAGGUUCUCUAUAAAGGACUGCCCUACAGUGCUUUUCUUCCGGCUUGGUAAGAUGUACAAGUAUGAGUCCACCAAGCGAGACAUCAAGUCUUUGAAGCACUUCACAGAGAGCCUAUACAGAAACAUGAAAGCUUAUUCCGUCCCUAUGCCACAGAGUCCUUUCGACAAGCUCACCGAAGCCAUUGCCGAUUUUGCCAAGGAGCACAGACAAGUUCUUUUGAUAGGAUCCACAGCAGCCCUCACCGCUGUCUAUUUGUCGUAUAAGGUCCUCUCCUUGCAAAAAGCAAAGGCCCUUAAAAAGGAAUAAUGUACAGAAGAAACCCCUGUCAAUGCCUUUGCAUGUCCAAUAAAAUUUGGACAUUUUUCUUA
This is a messenger RNA of Ornithodoros turicata, 1035 nucleotides long. Its product is annotated as probable protein disulfide-isomerase A4. The transcript is spliced from 8 exons. Lineage: Eukaryota; Metazoa; Arthropoda; Arachnida; Ixodida; Argasidae. Bases 80 to 973 code for a protein of 297 amino acids. The record is from RefSeq and is a predicted model, not a curated record.